Molecule: messenger RNA, 1757 nt
Organism: Marmota flaviventris (yellow-bellied marmot)
Lineage: Eukaryota; Metazoa; Chordata; Mammalia; Rodentia; Sciuridae
Gene: Efhd1
Product: EF-hand domain family member D1
Cellular component (GO): mitochondrial inner membrane
Molecular function (GO): calcium ion sensor activity; calcium ion binding
Source: RefSeq, a predicted model, not a curated record
CCCGGAUCCGCCAGCAUGGCCAGCGAGGAGCUGGCGCGCAAGCUGCAGCGCCGGCUGCGGCUCCAGGAAGCUGAGGAAGGCGGCCAGGGCGACCCCCAGCCUGCGCCCCUCGCCGUCCCAGCCCCGAGGCUGGAGCCCGAGCCCGAGCCUGAGCCCGAGCCCGAGCCCGAGCCGCCCGCCAGAGCGCCCACAGCCAGCGCUGGCGCGGAGCUGAGCGCCCAGCUGAGCCGGCGGCUGGACAUCAACGAGGGCGCGGCGCGGCCCCGCCGCUGCAGGGUCUUCAACCCCUACACCGAGUUCCCGGAGUUCAGCCGGCGCCUCAUCAAGGACCUGGAGAGCAAGUUCAAACUGUAUGAUGCUGGGCGUGACGGCUUCAUCGACCUGAUGGAACUGAAGCUGAUGAUGGAGAAGCUGGGGGCCCCCCAGACCCACCUGGGCCUGAAGAGCAUGAUCAAGGAGGUGGACGAGGACUUCGACGGCAAGCUCAGUUUCCGGGAGUUCCUGCUCAUUUUCCACAAGGCCGCGGCGGGAGAGCUGCAGGAAGACAGCGGGCUGCUGGCGCUGGCCAAGCUCUCCGAGAUCGACGUCGCCCUGGAGGGCGUCAGGGGUGCCAAGGACUUCUUUGAAGCCAAGGCCCAGGCCUUGUCCUCUGCCAGCAAGUUUGAAGCCGAAUUAAAAGCUGAGCAAGAUGAGCGGAAGCAGGAGGAGGAGAAGAGAAGGCUCCGCCAGGCAGCCUUCCUGGAACUCAAGGCUGCAUUCAGCGCAUAGUCCAGCAGACCCUGACCUCCGCCCACAGCGGUGCCUCCACGGUGCCAGGAGGGAUGGCCCAGCAUCUUUACCCCUGCAGGCCCCUCCCAGCCUCCUGCCUGGCCCCAGGCCUCUCCUCAGCCUCACUUGGGUGGCAAGGGGCUGCCGCCCCCCCACUGUCCUGCCCCUGCAAGAGGGUCAUGGGAUGGCCAAGUCCCCCUUGCUCACCUCUCUGCCCUCCCCUGAAGCCGGGUUCAGCCUUCCCCUUCCCUUGCUCCACGCCAGUGAGUAGCCUGUUGUGCUCAUUUGUAUAGAAAUUCUUUCUUUUGUGGUCCUCAGAGGACAUGUUAGCUCGCCAUUUUCUUGGGAAAUCCUUCUCUCCUCCCAUUUCUGUUGUCUUUCUUGGUCAGAUUCUGCCAGUUGCUUUUGUGUGGCCUUCUGUAGUGGUGGCAGGAUCCAAGGAGGCCAGGUGGACCACUGCCCACCCGCUCUCCAGCACGGGGAGCUGCAGCAGGAGAGGACUCAGCAUAAAGACGGGGAGCACUGGCCUGCAGCACCCCCCUGGCCCUCCCUCUUCAUUCCCCUCCUGCGUGUCUCCCUCCUUCUGUCUUCCACACCUAAGUGCCUGCUACUCACCUGUGAGAAGGAAGCCAUCACUAGAAGUACUGCUAAUGAGUAGAGGGGUUCCAGGUCAACUCUAACUCUGCAGAUCAUAUCACAGUGGACCCCUCAGGUUCCCACGAGGUCAGGGACCCAACCAGUGCCUUUUGAAAUCCCCAAAGUCAUGGCCAUCCUCUCCAUCGAGCCAAUUUCCAACAUCUGCUUCAAGGUAUUGAGGUAAAUAUGUUCUUACCCCUAUGAUAGAUUUUUAUAUUUGUGAGUUCUUGGGAUUGCUCACACGGACCAGGGUCUUGUUGUAUUUUUAAAAAGAAUAUUUCCUAUUGUCAUAUUUAUUACUUCUCUUUUGCAACUUCUCUCUUUAGGAUAAAGAAACCAUCUGCAUUUCUACC